Chroicocephalus ridibundus (black-headed gull) is the source of this 4514-nucleotide messenger RNA. RefSeq names its product lectin, mannose binding 1 (gene LMAN1). The record is from RefSeq and is a predicted model, not a curated record. Lineage: Eukaryota; Metazoa; Chordata; Aves; Charadriiformes; Laridae. Gene Ontology annotation, cellular component: endoplasmic reticulum-Golgi intermediate compartment; Golgi membrane; endoplasmic reticulum membrane. Gene Ontology annotation, molecular function: D-mannose binding. The transcript is spliced from 13 exons. Bases 59 to 1588 code for a protein of 509 amino acids. Gene Ontology annotation, biological process: endoplasmic reticulum to Golgi vesicle-mediated transport.
CGCCGCCAAUCGCGCGCCGCCCUGUUGGCUGUGCCCGGCUCCCGCAGCACGGCCCAAGAUGGCGGCGCGCGCGCAGCGGGGCGGCCUGGCGGCGGCCCUCCUAGCCGGUGCCCUGAUCGCCAUCGGCCGCCCGCCGCUCGCCCUCGGGCAGGCGGCGGACGGCUCGGCGGCGGCCGCGCCGCAUCGGCGCUUUGAGUACAAGUACAGCUUCAAGGGGCCGCAUCUGGUGCAGGCGGACGGGACGGUGCCGUUCUGGGUGCACACGGGCAAUGCCAUACCAAGUGCAGAUCAGAUUCGUAUAACAACAUCUUUGAAAAGCCAAAGAGGAUCGGUGUGGACAAAAACCAAAUCAAUAUUUGAAUAUUGGGAAGUCGAAGUGACCUUUCGAGUUACAGGAAGAGGCCGCAUUGGAGCUGAUGGAUUGGCAAUCUGGUUUACAGAAGAGCAAGGCUUGGAAGGUCCUGUUUUCGGGGCAGCUGAUAAAUGGAACGGUGUUGGAAUUUUCUUUGAUUCCUUUGACAAUGAUGGAAAGAAAAACAAUCCCGGAGUGAUUGUUGUAGGCAACAAUGGAAAACUUCUGUAUGACCACCAGAAUGAUGGUUCCACGCAAGCAUUGGCAUCCUGUCAGAGGGACUUUCGUAACAAGCCCUAUCCCGUUCGAGUAAAGAUAACAUACUACCAAAAAACAUUGACUGUAUUAAUUAACAAUGGCUUCACUCCGGAUAAGGAAGACUAUGAAUUUUGUGCGAAAGUGGAAGAUAUGGUGUUGCCAUCACAAGGAUAUUUUGGAAUAUCUGCAGCAACAGGGGGACUUGCAGAUGAUCACGACGUCCUGUCUUUUCUGACCUUCCAGUUGACUGAGCCUGGGAAGGAAGUACCAACACCAGAUGCAGAAAUUCCUCAAAAAGAUAAAGAGAAGUAUCAAGAAGAGUUUGAACACUUUCAACAAGAAUUGGAUAAAAAGAAAGAAGAAUUUCAGAAGGAACAUCCUGAUGUGCAAGGACAGCCAGCGGAUGAUCUUUUUGAAACUGUAAGUGAUCGUGAACUGAGGCAAGUCUUCGAGGGGCAGAAUCGAAUUCAUCUUGAAAUCAAACAGCUUAAUAGGCAGUUGGACAUGAUUCUGGAUGAGCAGAGACGAUACGUCUCUGCAGUCACAGAUGAGAUUGCCAAAAGAGGCGCUGGUGUUCCGGGUCAACAAGGACAGGUUUCCCAGCAAGAGAUCGAGACGGUUGUGAAAAAUCAAGAAGAGGUCAUUAGACAAGUAAAUGAAAUAAGAAAUUCCAUGUCUGAUGCUCUGAGGUUGAUCACUGGAGCUCAACAUCCUGGCUCUGCUGCAGGAGUCUAUGAAACAACUCAGCACUUCAAUGACAUCAAAGAACACCUUCAUGUAGUAAAGAGGGACAUUGAGCAUUUAGUACAACGAAAUAUGCCAUCUGGUGAGAAAGUGAAGUGUCCAGAUUUGCCACCAUUUCCAUCGUGCUUAUCUACAGUGCACUUCUUCAUAUUUGUAGCAGUGCAAACAGUGUUAUUCAUUGGUUAUAUCAUGUAUAGGAGUCAGCAAGAAGCAGCAGCCAAAAAGUUCUUUUGAUGACCUGUUCCUUUUGUGCGUACAUAACAGCAGUAUGUAUGCACAGAAAAUGAUACACUUCUGUAAAUGAGGGAAAUUUUAGUGUUUGAUAUACUUCAAUAUUGUAAAUUAUUGAAUUUUGUUAAACAAAAUAAAUUCUCUUUAAACUGUUAAUGCUAAAGUUAAAAAAAACCCAAACCAAAACACACUGGGGAGCAGCAGAGCAAAUGCUAGACAGGGCAAGACUGCAGACCCUCUCUAGGUCUAUGUUUUCAGCCAACUUUCUCAUAAAUACCGGAAGGCAAAUGCCAUAUUCCUCUUCUUUUGUCGAGAUUCCAGAGGAUGGAAUUGGAACACCCAAGUUUGGUUGUCGUUCAUAGUGAGAAUUGCGGAUGGAUGAGUUGUGCAGAAAGCUUGCCACGAAGUAUCCUGACAUACCAGUUUAAAAAAAACAGAAGCAAACAAACAAAACAAUGAGAUAAACAAAAAAAAACUCCACGCAACUGCUCUUCUCUAUCUUUUUUUUUUUUUGGGUGGUAAAAAAUUUGUUAUAAACAUUUAUUUUCUUUACCACUUGGAUUUAAGGGUUUAAGAAUUAUGUAGUUAAUUCUAAAUCUUCAUGAAAUUUAAACACUUUUUAAUAGGUGGACACAAAGACAGGCCUUUAACAGUCUGACUGUUGAUACCUGAUAUAGAAGACAAACUAUACAGAACAAGGAAAUAAAAGUUUAUCUCCUGAUUUUGGGUUUUGGUUUUAGGCAGUCAGAGAAAACAUGAGAAAGUAGUUUCUUCAAAUAUACUGUGGGACUGAUUUCUUUUUUGUAGUUUCAAGUCUGUCUGUAAUUUUUUUUAGAAAGUUGUGCGACUUUUUCAGCAAAGGUAUCAUUGCUUUAUACCUCUUCAAAUCUGAUUUUCUUAAGCAUGUGUUUAGUGUAUGAAUAUGUCUUUACUUUUAUAAAGCUGUCUUGUGUCUUUCAUGUAUCAAAUACAGAUGCUUUGAUUUAAAUCUUGACAUGGCAAGUAUUCUAAACUACACAUACUGAGUAUUAAGUCAUUUCUUCACAAGCUGAUGCUUCAGACAUGUUUGUUAAUCCAACAGCUAUUGUAGAACCAGUUUUGUGUGUCAAUUCCUGCUUUAAUAUCAAAAGCAUAAGACGGAACAUGUGGUUUUGGUACUGCUUAUCAGGUGAACAUUUGCUUCAGGAAAGAAACAAAGCAGAUAGGAAUUAUUAGGAAUGUGAAAAGAAUUAAUUUUGUCUUGUUUACAUAUCUGUGGUAACUUUGUCCUUGAGUUGUUUGUGUGUAGAGUUAGAAUAGGGGGUUUGGUUUUUUUUUUUUAAAUUCUAUAAAAUACACAAAUGCAUCAGGAUAUUUCACUUUUUAAUUAUUCAUCUGUUUGUCUGAAUCUGCAAAAAUCAUUUGGAAUCUAACGUACAAAUACUGCAUUCCUACAACCUACUCCCUUGGAGUGUAACACAUGCUGCCAAAUUCGCUGUAAUGAAGAACACUUCAGUAUUGUGCCUGCCAGUUUGGAGAAAUAAUAAAUCUAUGCAAUAUAUUUUGUUACUUCAAAUACAGUGUCCAAAAAGUGGAUGUUUAUGCUAUACCAGUAAAACGAUACUACCUACACACCAAUUUACAUAGCUACAGUAUGUAAUAUACUGUAAGUGGUAUGGCUUUAUAGAUUAAUUUCUAAAUUUGAGAAGAUUUUGCUGUACUGUUUGGAGAAACUCCUGCCUUGAGCUAAUCUUGCUGCAUAAAUAGGGUAAAUCAACGAAGAAAACUUUUUGCAUAAACCAGCGUAACGCACAGGAGUUUGUCCAUUCAGUUCUUUCAACACCAGCAAAUAUUUACAGGUGCCUUGAGUCUAAGCUGUUACAACCCUGACUCUUCUAACUAAACUUAAUAUAUUUUCUUAAGUUGUUGUGAAAAUGUGCAGUCUUGUUCCUGCCAAUUGCAAGCCUUCCUGCGUCAGUGCAGCAGCCCAACAGAACUCCCUCCCUCUCAGCCGGCUUUGCAAGAGCCGGCACGCAGACAGGCCAGCAGUUGUGUUUUGGUAGGCAGGUGCAAAUGUCUGGCACGAUGAGGAACAGCUCUAAUGUGUCAAAUCGGAGGAAGCCUGUAUUUUUUUGUUACUGUGAAUUUAUCCAACCGUAGCUUUGUUUUAAAGCCGGAGCAGCCCACGCUUUUGUGUCUUUUGUUAGAAGAGGGACAGUGUCUAGGGGAAAACUUGAACCUAUAACUGCAUGGUCAGUAUGGGGCUCAGCUUGUGUUUGUGCUGCUGAUAGACCUGACCCAUCUCCCGCCCGCAGCCGGGAAACCGUUGUAUUAGGGAGCAGGAGGUCUAAAGCGUACCCUCCAAAAAGUGGUAACUUUGCUUCAUGCUUCAUUUCACAGUCGUCUCUCCUUGGAACUUCCAUAAUUGCCUCAUCCCUCACUGGAUCAAAGGAAAGCUCCCAGUUGUCCAGAUCAAAUUCUGUCCUGUCUGUUCUUGAAGUGAUAGCAGCAAAUUUGGACUUCAAGAAUAUUUGUCAUUCAGUGCAGCCUCCUGUUAUGGCUGACUACUAGAAGUUUCUUUGAACAUGCAACGGCGGGGGCCGGGGGGGGGGUGGACACGAGUCUAAUAAUUGUAAUGAAGUGUGGAUGAUAAGUAGCAAAUAUUUGGCAGUGACAAGAGAAUCUUGUUGUACUGGUCAGGGUAUAUUAAAUACACGGUCAUUCCUGAAUCUUUCAAAAUUCACAAUGUGGUUUGUAAAUUACCUAACUUCCUGUUUGAAGAAAAUUUGACAUUUUUCCAUGCAUCAAUUGCUGUAACGCCGAAGACUGUCUAUGAUUUUUUUAAAAUUCAAACAGCUGACAUUUGCAUAUGUUUGUUUCUGACUAAUGUAAAUUGAUACUUGGAGUUCAGAGAUAACCUUAUUUGAAUAAAGAUGCAUAUUUUUAGUAA